Phytophthora infestans T30-4 is the source of this 717-nucleotide messenger RNA. RefSeq lists its product as uncharacterized. Bases 1 to 717 code for a protein of 238 amino acids. NCBI's taxonomy places the organism in Eukaryota, Oomycota, Peronosporomycetes, Peronosporales, Peronosporaceae. The transcript has a single exon. The record is from RefSeq and is a predicted model, not a curated record.
AUGAACAAGACAGCCAUCUCGUUCCUCCUAAACCCAUCGGAGCCCUUAGCUCCAACGACUCCUGAGCAUGCACCAAUAUCACCGUCGGUAUCACUUUUUAAUAGCCUCUCGCCCAUCACGAGAAGCCCGGAACCCACCUCAGUCUCAUUCACGGGUCGUCAUCUGUACAUUGCUUCACCUGAUAAACGCCAGUGCUUUGGCUUCAACAACAACACACUCGAGCUCCCGGCCAUGUCCAUGACCGCACUGUGCUUCGAGUGCUUCAGCUCCAGUGACGACGAGCAGUCGGACAAUUUGCCCACUCCAAGCAUCUCCCGACCCCGUAAGACCCACACUCCUCCGUGCCAGGUCGACGGAUGCAAGAACCUUGCCGUCUCUCGUGGACGCUGCGUGCGCCACGGUGGCGGAUCCAAGUGCACCAUGUCCGGCUGCAAUAAACGUGCCAAGUUGUACCAGCGCUGCUUCCAACACGGUGGCUACAAAAUGUGCACGGAACCUUGUUGCACCAAGAAGGCCAAGCGCUACGGCCAUUGCUGGUCACACGGCGGCGGUCAUAUUUGUGAAUUUCCCGAAUGCACCAAGGUGUCCACCCAGGGUGGCCUGUGCUGGGCCCAUGGAGGUGGCAAUCGCUGCAAGCACGAGAGUUGCAACCGUCGUUCGUAUCAGAAGUACAACUACUAUUGCAAACGCCAUGCACCUAGCAACUUAAUUUUAUAG